GAGCGGCAAGCCGCGAACUGCGUCGCGACGCCUCCGACUCGAGUCUCGACUCCCGAGGCGCAUCGUUGAUCGCAUCGAGCCGAUCGAGCAGUCGCGCGCGGACCGCGGAACGGAGAGUAUCUGCUUUUCUGCCCGCGCUUUCGCGGCCUCUCGUUCUGCUAUCCCUCGACCCGAAAGACGACAAGCGAGAGUUUUUAAUCUACGUACGACUGACCGAUGCCAGAAUAGAAAAAGCGAGGGUUCCUACGCUGCUCGAGAUCUUUGCUUGUUACACUCUCGCUCUCUUCGUGCCGUCUUUCUAUUAUUUUUUUUUAAUCGUUGAAUUGCCGUUUUUGCUUGCUUCGGUUUCGUUGCAAUUUCGUUUGAAAACAAAACUUGUUAACAAACAUGUGCCUGCGGGUAUUGCAUUCGUCUACAAAUCUGUGACUCUUUAUGUUGUAUUGAUGAAAAAUUGAUUAACCGCGUUUCUACCACGUCGGAAAGGAGUAUUAAGGUAGUAGUAAUAAUAAUAAUAACAACACCGUCAUUUUCACCGCGAAUCGACGGGGGUGGACGUACUCCGCGAAGGGCGACGAGACUCACGUUAUUCCGUUCUGCGUAGCACGAACUGAAAUCUCGUUCCGUUGGAAACUUGCAGGGAAUUUAUUUGUUCGGUUAACACUGAUGCGAGAAGGUACCGAUUCAAUAGGUCGUUGGUUAUCGUAUUUCGAAGAUUUUGUUCGUUUUCCGGAAUCGAUUCUCUAAUCGUGUACUUAAUUACAACGAGCUCUCGUUCGGUCAGUACGUACAUGCGUAUGUAAAACAACAGUAAGGCGGAGAGUUUAAUAUCGUAAAUAGGGUAUGGGCAACGCAAAGUGAGCAGCAAGUGAGAUCAAGGAGAAAAGAAGAGAGAGAAACGUUAUCCGUUGUGUUAAUAAUACGCGAGGAACAAUCUGGACGGUUGUAAUAAAUUGCGACGCGGGACGGGAGGAAAACAAUCCAAUUUCGUACAAUUGGUGUGUGUGUCCACAUAGCCCAUGUACGCCAAAGACUGAAGAGACGAGCCGGUUAGCGUGUGGACCCUUACCAAGGUCCGUAGUUGAGACAGGCGUAGAGAAGAGAAGGGGGAAGGAGAAUAAGGAGAGGAACGAAAGAAGAAAAGAAAAGCAAAAUUUUACAAAAGGGGAUAACGAAAAUGGCGGUCGGGGACGGGCAGAUACUGGGGAACGAGGCGGUGGAUUCGCUGACGAUAAUAUCACCGAGUUCAAAACUGUUGAGUGGACCGGGUAACGGUGUUAUAUGCAACGCGAUACCGAAGCACAAUAACAACGGACUUAUGCCGAAUGGAAAACCGAUCGAAAUUGUUUCUAACGGCAAACCAGAGGCUGGUGAUAAAAAUUCAAAUGGCACAAACACCGUAGAAUUUUCCGACGAAGAUGUCAGCUGCGGAUGGGGAAGUCUCGUUACACCUAAGUGGAUGCAGUGCUUUGCUUCGAAACAAGCAUUCUUAGUCAUCUUUUGUAUCACCUGGGUCCUCCAGGGUAUGUAUUACACCUACUUCGUAUCUGUAAUAACGACAAUAGAGAAGUUGUUCCAAAUACAGUCGAAAACUACGGGUAUAAUAAUGUCUGCAACCGAGAUCGGGCAAAUCGGUUCGUCGCUUCUUCUGACCUAUUACGGGGGUCAAGGUCACAGGCCUAAAUGGAUAGCGUGGGGGAUGAUUUUGUUCGCUGUAAGUUCCUUCUCCUGUUCCAUGCCGCACUUCAUAUUCGGCGAUAAACUCAUGCGGCAAAAUGAAAUGCUUCACACGACCGGCCCCGUUCCACCAAACUUAUGCAAGCUUGAAGAGCCAUGGGAUACAAACACGACGAGGGAUACCACGCCUGUGUUGCGGAAUCUGUCCUCAACUUACUGCAAGGAAGCUUUCUUAGAGGAACGGAGGAUACAGAGCAAAAUCACAACGAUAGUUUUGGCUAUAUUCUUCGUCUCUUUACUCGGUGUUGGAAUGGGCCAGACGGCCGUUUACACUCUUGGGAUUCCUUAUAUUGACGACAACGUUGCUAGCAGAGAGAGUCCUCUCUAUUUUGCAAUUACAAUCGGCGUGAGAAUACUCGGACCAGCUCUCGGUUUUAUACUUGGAUCGCUCUGCACAAUGUUGUACGCAGAUUUGUCCGUAACUCCGGAAAUUACGCCUUCAGAUCCUCGAUGGGUGGGUGCCUGGUGGCUCGGUCUGGUACUCGUUUCGGCGAUGCUACUGUUGGCCAGCGUCGCCAUGUUCGCAUUUCCUCGGCGUUUGCCAUCUAGCAAAGCACCGCUUCGGCGCGAUGAUGCGAACAAGCCGAGUCUCAAAGAUUUUCCAAAAGCCGUCAAAAGGUUACUCAAAAAUGAUAUACUCAUGUUUCGAACUGCGAGCAGCGUUCUGCACAUCUUGCCUAUCGCCGGCCUCUACACUUUUCUACCAAAGUAUCUGGAGAGCCAAUUCCGACUUCCAGCUCAUCAUGCUAACAUGAUUUCAGGAGUCGGAGGUAUCCUUGUAAUGGGCCUCGGUAUAGUGCUCAGUGGGGUAUUUAUUCUGAAAAUGAAACCCAAUGCCAGGCUAGUCGCUGCCUGGAUCGCCUUCACAGCUAUCGUCUAUGCCGUUGGCAUGGGGAUUUUGAUGUUCAUUGGAUGUCCGAUGGAUGAUUUUGCAGGGCUUGUGUUACAUCCUGAACAGAAAGUUGAAGAUAAGAACGUCUUCAGUAUGUCUAGUUUUGCGCUGACGUGUGAAACAGAUUGCGAAUGUGAUUACAACAAAUUUAGUCCGAUCUGUGGAUCCGAUGGUAAAACUUACUACUCGGCUUGUCACGCAGGCUGUUCCAACUACGUUGUUGAAAACGACAAGGUAGUUUCCUAUUCGGACUGUCAGUGUAUUGAUCAGAAUUCUACACACUCCGAUCCAUUGGACACUGCAACAAUUGGUUACUGCGAUUUAGACUGCAACAACUUCUGGGUCUAUAUGAUUCUAUUCUCAGUCUUUGUUUUCAUUCAUUCUACGAGUGAAGUUGGCUCCAUGCUACUGAUACUCCGAUGUGUCGACCCUAGGGACAAGGCCAUGGCUUUGGGGCUGAUACAAUUUGCAAUUGGCCUUUUCGGUAACGUUCCUUGCCCCAUAGUUUACGGUGCUGUUGUAGACUCGGCCUGUCUUGUGUGGGACGUUGCGUGCGGUGAACGCGGUGCCUGCUGGCUCUACGAUUCUAACAUAUUCCGAAUGUUUUAUCAUGGUACCACGGGCGGUAUUUUGCUCUGCGCAUUCAUUACUGACCUUGUGGUAUGGUACAAAGCAGGCAGUAUAAACUUUGCGGAUGAGAACGAGGAAGGAACGGCGGAGGAAAUGGUGAAUUUGAAGAGGUCGGAUCGACAACGGGCACCCGACAACGAUUACCUGUAAACGGAAAAAAAUCGACAAAGAAAAAUCCCUCCGGCGAGGCGAUGGAAGACACAAGGCAGAGAUUGCAUUUCUUGUUACUUUUUUUUAAUUACAUAUAUAUAUAUACAUGAAUCAAAGACAAAGGUGCUUAUAAAAUGGUAUUGUACUCGUCGUACGAUUCAUUUUCUACGUGAGAACUUGUGUUUUUAAACGUUGGAACUGCACUUCGGGUAGUCGAGUGAAUGACGGCCAACCGUUAUUUUCAUUUAAAUGAUAUAUUUGCAUCAAUCACGCCUAUCGACGGUUACUACAACGACAUUUUAACAACCUGUUAUACGAGUCUCAUUUGGUUUACUAAAAAGGAAAAAAAAAAAAAAAUGAAAGGAAGAAACGUAUCCAAACGAUAGAUCUUUAUUCGAGUACAUGAUAAUAUUAUAUACGAGAUCGCAUGUGUAUAGGUAAUGUUAUGUACUACUAUGAUGCUCAGCGCGGAAAAAAUGCCAUAUUUGUAAAUAAUUUUUAAACGCGUGCGUGGUGUUGACUGCCUACGACUGACGUGUUGUUUUCGAAUGAAAAUAGGAGAUACUACAGGCGUAAAACAGAAGACUAAAAAAAAAAAAAUGCAACAAACUAGUUAUUGAACUCAUGCAAAGGGGAUAUAUAUCUAUACGCAUGUUACACAUGAGAAGAUAUUUGGGAGUAAUUAUAACAAUUACAUCACACAUUUACUUCACACGGGUACGAAAAAAAAAAAGUAAAAACAAAACUGACUGACUGAAAGUGCAGAAUCGAAGUAUAAAAGUAUGAGAGAGAGAAAGAGGAAAGAGAGUAAGAGUGAGCGAAAGAGAGCGCGAGAAUGUUAUACACCUGUUCUAGGAUUGAUUUAAUCUCAGUGGAUAUAGGUAGCUAUAACAAAUGCGUUUUGAGUAUUGCUAAGAGGAAUUUAUAUUUUGCUUGUUUAAUUUUGUUUAAUUUUUUUUUUUCAUGUCUUUAUCAAUCAUGUGUACCUAAGUUAUUGCGACUUUCGUGCCUAAUUGGGAUUAUGCUGGGUGCCGUAUUUUUACAUCGUAAUAUAUAUAUAUACGGUAAAAAUGUGAUACUGUGCAUUUUACAUUUGCAAUUUUGUACAAAAUGCAUUGCUAACGACUGAGUGGUUUGACGCGCAUGCGCUAAAAUUCGAGAGCAAGAGCAUCUGUUUUGUCAAGGUGACCAACAUUUUUGACGUUACAUGCAUCGCGGCAACGUGUCAUCUGAAUAUAUAAAUAUUGGUCACCCUGUUAAAACAACUGUUCUUGCUUUCUAAUUUGCGCGCAUGCGAAUUAACCCAUUUGGUCGUCAGCAAUUCACUCUGUAUAUACAUACAAUAUGUAUACAUGCAUAUAUAUAUAAUUAUACAAAUUUCAAUUGUAAUUAAUUAAUUGUUUGAUGAUUGAGCUGAGCUCUGUAGUUACAAUUACGAUAAUUAUUUUUACAAGUAUUCUUACAGCACAUCAGCUGGAUUAGGAUCGCAAGGUUACCGUAUCAAAUAUUAUUGAUCCAUGCUCAGUUGAAGAGCAUCAUAUUUUUAUUUCUAUUGCCGUAUAUUUGUCUACGGCAUAUAGGAAGUUUUAGAUUGAUUGACACGUUCUGCUGUGAAGAAAGAAUCACAUUAAAUUUUAUCACUUCUCUUCCCGAUUAUUUAUAUUAUUUAUGUUAAUCGGGAUGCAGUGUUUUAGUAGUUCAAUUUUAUAUAUUUAACAAAAAAAAUAUAUAUAUAUAUAUACAUAUAUACACACAUAAAUACAUAUACAUAUAUAUAUAUAUAUAUUUUUAUUUUAUUACUUUUACGUAUCGUAUGUACAUAGAAGAGAUGAGAGUUUAUUAUAUUGAUUAAAUUUAUAACCAUCCGAGGGGCGAUAUAGAAAUAGGUGAGGGGAGGAAGAGAGGUCUAGAAGUUACGAAUUCGUAAAAAAAUUAAAAUCAAAGAAAAGUCUUGACAAAAAAAGAAAAACAAAAAAAAAAACAAAAACCAACAACUACAUAAAUACCUAUGCAAACACAACCAUACAUACAAAAAAUACACGAGAUAUUUUUUUAAACGAAAUUUGAUGAAUAUUAAACAAAAAAUUGUAUUAAUAAUAUAGCAUAAAUAUUGCCGUGACGUUAGAAGCGGGAGAGAAAUAAUUUUGAGGAAGCACAUGUAUAAUAAAAGAGAAAAAGAGAAUUUAGAAAUGAAAAAAAAAAACGUAUUUUAAUAUGGUGCACUUUACACACGCAAAAUACGCAUGACACACGUGUUCUACAUGGCUUAACCUUCUUCGUAACUCAUUUUGACGAAGACUCGGUGACAGAGUAUCGUGCAUAUAAAAUAAAAACUUAACAGUAUGUGAUGAGUCAGGAAUAUACCUUAAAGCGCAAUUUUACAGAUUAAUAAUGUAUUUAAAAAAAAUUUCCUUUGGAUGUAUGGUCGCGAAUCAUUGAAAAAUGUAAGGUAUUUUAUUACCGUAUUGCUUUGAAUGUAAGUCGAUUCUAACUUAAAGUUUGCGUAUGCUGAAGUAAUCCUCUUUUCUACGAAAUAUUCUGGGAAUAGACCCUGUUAGGCAACACUACGAAUUAUUCUACGAGAUUUUUUUUCCCCUCCCCCGAUUCAUAUUAAAUACCAAAAUUUGUAUGUGAUUCUGUCUUGAACUAAGAAAAAUAUGUUGCAUUAUUUGCUAUCGACUUUACAGGAAUAUAAUCAACGAAAAGGCUUACAUAGAAUACACAGCGAUCGACUUACAAAAAAUUAUUUGAACAUCUUGAAGCUGUAAUAAGAACAAUUCUUUCACAAUUUAUUUUAUUGGAACGAAAAAACUGACUGAUGUUAUUUUAAAUUGCUAAAUAAUGUUAAACCACAAAUAUAUCUCAUUCACAAUACACAAUAAUACAAGAUAUUCAUUAGAAAAAUCGUUAUUACACUUUAAUCGUCUUUUGAAUAAUAUUUUUAAUAGGACGAAUUUUCAGAAUUGAGUGUACCGGUAUGAUUAGCGUGAUUAUAUCGAUACGAACAUACUUUAUUAUACGCGUUACGAAGAAACGGUAACGAAGAAUGGACAAAAAAUGGAGAAUUUUCUAAAUAAAGUCAUGCAUAAAUACAUACAUACAUACGAACACACGUGCAUGUAUACUUGCAAUAUUAAAUCAAUAACACGUUGUUUAGCAUGCAUCUAUGACAGACAUAGCAUGCUUGGACAUCGAAUACAUACACACAUACAGAGGAAGUAUAUCGAACUAGACAAAAGUUCGACCCUAAAAAUUUUCGAAUUUCCUUGCUAAUUUUUUUAGUCCCUUCCUUACGACAAAUUAUAUACUAGAUAUUCUUUCAGAUGUUUUUUUAUUACAAAGUCUUCGGAGAACCGAAAUUUUCAAUUUAGACAUUUUCCGCAAUCAACGAUAUUUUUAAUUGACUAUAACUUCUGAAUGCCAAAUCGGAUUAUCAAAUUUGGAAAACUCGAGUUGUCCUAAGGAAUGUGAUAACAUAUCAGCAACGAAAUCGAAUGGGAUGAGAGUCGGAAGUUUGUCAAGUUGGUUUGGAAAGCCUGUAUAUAUAUAUGUAUAUAAUGAAAAAAGUUUAUAAUUAUAUGUAUAACGUUUUGAAAAUUAUUAGAGGAAAGAAGCAGGAAAGAAGGCGAAAUAAAUAUUUUUUUUACUGCCGCGACGCAUAUUUUAAUCUGGCACUAAUCAUCAUUUGACAUCCAUACAUGCAUCUACAUAUAUACAUAGAUAUAUACCUAUAUAGGUAUAGCGGGUUAAUGUAACAUUCAUUAAUAGACGUAAUUAACUAUAUCUAUAUAAUAUAAUACAAAAGACUUGAUGACGACGAUGAAAUAAAGUCAAGAUUAACAUCAUUCAUUAUGAAACUGAUAUGAUAAUAUUAUUAACAAUAAUAGUAACAAUAAUCUUCCUCAGAAAUCAUAUUUUUAUAUCUAACCAUUACCGUAACUGUAUAAUAUAUUAUACAUGAUACAAUAUAAUAUGUAUAUGAUAUUAAGGUACGCACUGUCAUACUUACAUAUUUCAUUUUAUCUCAAAUCACGCAUCACUAUACUGACGAACAAAGGUAAAACACAAACAUACACACACGCACGCAUAUAGAAUAACGUAGGAUAACGUUACAAAAUUACACCUAAAUAUGAAUAGUAACAAUAUAAUGUGUAAGAUGUAAUCAGUACAGAUCCGCGUUUUUGGAGCGGCGCUAUUUUGGCUGUUGAUUACUUAAUAUAUUGUGAAUUGUGUUGUUCCAA
Messenger RNA from Neodiprion fabricii, 7647 nucleotides. It is a transcript of the gene Oatp74D, whose product is annotated as solute carrier organic anion transporter family member 74D. Gene Ontology annotation, cellular component: membrane. The record is from RefSeq and is a predicted model, not a curated record. The transcript is spliced from 13 exons. Gene Ontology annotation, biological process: sodium-independent organic anion transport; transmembrane transport. Lineage: Eukaryota; Metazoa; Arthropoda; Insecta; Hymenoptera; Diprionidae. Bases 1175 to 3406 code for a protein of 743 amino acids. Gene Ontology annotation, molecular function: protein binding.